AUGUCAUUUAGUGGUUUUACAAAUUUUGCAAAAAAUGCAUUUCUUACAGCUCAAAAACAUAUAGAUUCUGCUCUUCAUAUAGAAGAGGAUGGUGGUGAAUCUGGCGAUGAAAAUGAAGACGAUGAAACUGAGCGUGAAGAUAAUGUUAAUAAUAAUUUAUUUGAGAGUUCAACAAGUUUGUAUCAAAGUGCUCUUCUGGACCCCAUCCAGUCUGCUAAAUUGAACGAAGUAAAAUACACUCAAAAUGAACCUAAAAAUGACCCAAAACUUAAUAACCAGCAAGUUGAUUUCAUGGAUGUUGAUUUAAACGAGCCUUCGUCUCAUCAUUCUCAAUGGAGAGAAGAACCAGAGAAUAAAAAUCAAACUGUUGUAGAUACUGAACCAAAUCCAAUCCGUGAUGCUCAUGAACCGUCAAAUGUUUUUAAUUAUUCUCCCUCUUCGCAUUCUCCUGAUGACGAUGAAAGCAGCCAAAAUGGUCAAAGUACAACAACAGCUCAAAACGGUUCUGAACUUGAAAUUGUUUCUCUAAAUUUGGAAAAGGGAGAAAGUGACGACGCAAAAAGUGUAGAUAAUGAACAACAAAAUUGUAUUGUUCCUUCUUCAUCAGAAAAAACUUUGGAUAGGUUUGAAGAGAUCCGAACGAUUGCAUCUAGCGAUAUUGAAGUUAUUCGUCAGAUAGAUGAUUGGUCAAUAACAAGUAGUCACAAUAAUGGAAGUAGUUUUCAUAAUCCAAUAAAAAUAGUCAAUAAUACAAAUAAAGAAGAUAUUCAACAACAAAUUUCUACUUCAAAUUCUUCAAAAGACCUUCAAUUAGAACCUCAAUCAAUUCAAGAAAUGACUGAACAAAUUGCUCUUUUAGUUGGAAAACUUAAAAAUAAGGAUCAGAGAAUUGAAGAAUUGGGACGUUUAAAUGAAAAUUUAAAAUUGACAAAUGAAAAUUUGACUGCAAGAUAUAAACAAAAAAAUGCAAACGAAACAAAACUUAAAACUCAAUUGGCAGAAACUGAGAAACAAUUAAAUGAUCUUCUUGGGGAAGGCAAAAAGCUCUCUGAAUACAGUGGACGUCAAGCAAAAGAAAUUCGCAAAUUAAAACAAGAAUUGAGUCAAUUAGAAAUUGUUACAGCUGCAAGGGAUAGUGCAGUAGAAGAACUUCAAGAAUUAAAUCAACAAACACAAGAACAAGAAGCUCAUUUAAUACAAUUAAAUGAAGAAUUGGAAAAAUCAGAAAAUGACAAAAAUCGUUUAAAUAAUGAAAUUGAAAAAUUAAAAAAUAAAAAUACAACGAUGGAAAAUCAAAUUUUGGAACAAUUAAAAAUUUUGGAAAGUAUAAAAGAAGAGUUAAAAAGGUCGGAAAAGGAUGCAAAAGUGGCUAGCAGAGAACGAGAGGAAUUAAUAAAAGAAAAUAAACAACUUGCAAAUAAAUUAAUGAACAAAUCUGUGCAGGAAGGAAUGGAAGGUGAACGGGAAAGGGGAAUAAUUGAAGAUUUAAAUGCUGAAAAGGCUAAAAAUAUCGAUGCUUUAAAAAGAAUAAGAACACUUGAACAGCAAUUGGAAAAUCUUCAAGAUAAUCAACGCGAUAUUGCUUUAGAAAUUUCUACAGCUAAUUCGCCUCUGUUGCAUACAAUUUCUAGUUUAGAAGAGAAAAUCACUUCUCUGGAACGUCAAAAUGAAUCACUUUCUCGUUCUUUAAAUCAAACAAAUAUUCAAUUAUCAGAAAAAACAUCCAAAUCUUCAAUUAUAAUAGAAAUGCUUGGAAAAAAUUUGGAAGAUGAAAAGUCAAAUUUUGCAGCAAAAGUUGAAGAAUAUGAAAGAUUACAAAAAGAAUAUUCUCAUUUGGAAAGUAAAUUAAAACAAAAAGAAGACGAAUUCAUAUCUCAACAACGCAAAUCAGUUUCACAAAUAGAAAGAAUAGAACGUCGUCUUAAAGAAUUAGAAAUAGAUUCCAAUUCAAGAAAUUUAGAAAUUGUCGAUUUGCAACGAAAAAAUAACGAAUUGGAACAAAAAUUGGCAAAAUCAAUAAAAGAACAAAUUGUGCCGACAUUUUCACCUAAAAAGAGUGUUAUAAUUGCUAAUAAUGAUGAAAUGUCAGAUAUUGAAGGAACGGGAAAAAAUAUUGGAGCUAAAUUUAAACAACAAAGACAAGAACAACAACAAAUAUUAGCACAAAAAAAGACAUUAAAAAGUUUUCAGAAGCCAUCCUCAUCAAAUCAAAUACGAAAUGAAGUUGAUGCAAUUAUUCAUGGAAAUACAACAGAUUAUUUGUUGGAUAGUCCAUCAGUUGAACAUCUCCGAUCUGAAUUAGACUCUUCACAAGCACAACUUUACCAACUUCGUGAACGUUUUGAUCAUUUGCUGGAGUUGUAUGGUGGAUGUCUUGAAAGUAUAGAAGAAUUAAAAGAGGAUAAUGAGGACUUGAGAAAAUUGUGUAAAGAGCAGGCUUUGAAGAUGGCUGGUGAGGAAAAAUGUCAAGAGGUGGAGAUGAUUAAUAAUAAUACUGACUUUGUAUAA
Messenger RNA from Meloidogyne enterolobii, 2508 nucleotides. Lineage: Eukaryota; Metazoa; Nematoda; Chromadorea; Rhabditida; Meloidogynidae. The record is from the annotation of a GenBank genome assembly.